CAAAAACCCCGAUCCGAAAUCCUAAUCCCUUCUCCCUCGAUCAGAACUCGGAACUCGAAACUCGAAACCCUAGAUCGACGAACGCACACCGGAAGCGAAAAUGUCGAUCCGAGUCUUAAACCCUAACGCCGAGGUCCUCAACAAGUCCUCGGCGUUGCACAUGAACAUCAACGCCGCCAGAGGCCUCCAAGAUGUGCUCAAGACCAACCUUGGCCCUAAAGGAACCAUCAAGAUGCUUGUUGGUGGAGCGGGGGAUAUUAAGAUAACCAAGGAUGGGAACACGCUGCUGAAGGAAAUGCAAAUACAAAAUCCGACGGCGAUUAUGAUCGCGAGGACGGCGGUGGCUCAGGACGACACGAGCGGGGAUGGGACGACGUCGACUGUGUUGUUUAUUGGGGAGUUGAUGAAGCAGUCGGAGCGGUGCAUCGGUGAAGGGAUGCAUCCGCGGGUGUUGGUAGAUGGAUUUGAUAUAGCUAAAAGGGCAACUCUGGAAUUCCUUGAGAGGUUUAAAACACCUGUUGUGAUGGGUGAUGCACCUGAUAAAGAGAUCUUGAAGAUGGUUGCAAGAACAACUCUUAGAACGAAGUUAUAUGAAACACUAGCUGACCAGUUGACAGAUAUUGUCGUUAAUGCCGUGCUCUGUAUCCGCAAGCAUGAUGAACCAAUUGAUUUGUUUAUGGUGGAGAUAAUGCACAUGCGACACAAGUUUGAUGUUGAUACAAGAUUGGUUGAAGGUCUUGUCCUUGACCAUGGUUCUCGACACCCAGAUAUGAAGCGCAGGGUGGAAAAUUGUUAUAUCUUGACAUGCAAUGUAUCUCUGGAAUACGAUAAAAGUGAAAUAAAUGCAGGGUUUUUCUAUUCCAAUGCUGAGCAGCGAGAAAAUAUGGUUGCUGCUGAAAGGCGCCAAGUUGACGAGAGAGUUCAAAAGAUUAUUGAACUUAAAAACAAGGUUUGCUCUGGCACUGACAAAAACUUCGUUGUGAUCAAUCAAAAGGGAAUUGAUCCUCCAUCAUUGGACCUUCUCGCAAGAGCAGGGAUAGUUGCUCUCCGAAGAGCGAAGAGGAGAAAUAUGGAAAGAUUAGUUCUAGCAUGUGGUGGGGAGGCUGUGAAUUCUGUUGAGGGUUUGACUGAAGAUUCUCUUGGUUGGGCUGGACUUGUCUAUGAGCAUGUCCUCGGAGAAGAAAAGUAUACCUUUGUGGAGAAUGUGAAAAACCCGCAUUCUUGCACAAUCUUAAUUAAAGGACCAAAUGAUCAUACAAUUGCUCAAAUCAAGGAUGCUGUUCGUGAUGGACUUAGAUCCGUUAAGAAUACAAUUGAAGAUGAGGCUGUGGUCCUGGGUGCAGGGGCUUUUGAGGUUGCAGCCAGACAACAUCUGAUCACCAAUGUGAAGAAAACUGUUCAAGGACGUGCACAACUUGGUGUUGAAGCCUUUGCUGAUGCGCUUCUUGUUGUGCCCAAGACUCUCGCAGAGAACUCAGGCCUCGAUACACAAGACGUCAUCAUAGCUCUCACGGGAGAGCACGAUAGGGGAAAUGUUGUGGGUUUGAACCAGCAAACAGGGGAGCCCAUUGAUCCACGCAUGGAGGGCAUCUUUGACAACUACUCAGUGAAGCGCCAAAUUAUAAACUCAGGGCCAGUUAUUGCCUCCCAAUUGCUGUUGGUGGAUGAAGUGAUCCGAGCUGGUCGCAACAUGAGGAAACCGAGUUAAAUCACUUUUUGCAGCAAAUCAAUAGUUUCGUUACCUCUCGGUUUGAUAUGGUGUGUUCUUAAUUUUGUCGUUAGGACAAAAUCUUUCCCAAUGUAUUUGCACACCUUUGAAAAUUUUAUCUAGUGCUUCAUGAAGAUGAAUUGAAAGUAUCAUGUGCUUCUUCAAUGAGAUUUGUGUUCAUCAAACCAACAGGGCCUUACUGCUCAGUAGUGCUUGUUGGCUGUGGCAUUUGAUUUUAUGAUUGUUGAACUUUUAAAUGUGAUCAUAUGGUGUCAUGUAAAAACCCUGCCAUAGGAGGAAAAAACGUUUUUGUUUUUACUACGUGGGGGCUUUAUUGAUAUAAUUUCUUUGUAAUGGGAUGAUGGUUUCAAUAUGCGAACAACGUGCUUAUUUUGUAUCCAUAUCCUUAUCUACAAAAAAUUCAGAUGCAACAACACUGA
Asparagus officinalis (garden asparagus) is the source of this 2148-nucleotide messenger RNA. RefSeq names its product T-complex protein 1 subunit zeta 1-like. Lineage: Eukaryota; Viridiplantae; Streptophyta; Magnoliopsida; Asparagales; Asparagaceae. Gene Ontology annotation, biological process: protein folding. Gene Ontology annotation, molecular function: ATP-dependent protein folding chaperone; ATP hydrolysis activity; ATP binding. The record is from RefSeq and is a predicted model, not a curated record. Gene Ontology annotation, cellular component: chaperonin-containing T-complex. The coding region runs from base 101 to 1708 and encodes 535 amino acids. The transcript is spliced from 15 exons.